Diorhabda sublineata is the source of this 1444-nucleotide messenger RNA. RefSeq lists its product as uncharacterized. Bases 303 to 1259 code for a protein of 318 amino acids. The transcript has 5 exons. NCBI's taxonomy places the organism in Eukaryota, Metazoa, Arthropoda, Insecta, Coleoptera, Chrysomelidae. The record is from RefSeq and is a predicted model, not a curated record.
GUCAUUCCUUUCUUAGGGUAUGUUCUGUGAUGUUCAGGACAAAAAUUUUAUACACGUAUACCGCAAACAAAGCUAUUUUCUCCAAUCAGUUUUGUUUCUAGUUCAAAGAUUAUAUACUCGUUGUUCUAGUCUUUAGCUAUUGCGAUUUUUUGAUUAUUUUAGUAUAUCUUUUAUCUACGAUUUUAGUUUCAUAAAACGUUUAUGUGAUUUAUGUUCUAAUAACUUUUCCAAGCUAUUAGAAACAUUUUAAAAUUAUUUUUAACGAUAUUAUUGUGAUAGUGUAUCAUUAGGAAAGCAAAAUCAUGGAUCUAGAGAGGAAAAAGAAAAUAUGUGAAUAUUGUGGCAAAGAAUUUUCGAACACCAGUGCUCGAAAUAAACACAUGUUAAAAUUUCAUUGUGAAUCAUCGUCAUCCCAGUCUUUAUUAGAUAAGAAGUCUCAGGGUCACAAACACAGGAUAUGUCCUAUUUGUAUUAAGGAGGAGAGGUUUACUAAUUAUGAUUCGCUCAAUAAGCAUUUAACGAAUACACACAAGAUAAUAAUCAAACAAUCUCUUUUCAAUUUUAGAAACCUAGAAGAAUUUGAAACAUGGAGAUCACAAGGAAAUAGAGAAGUAGAUUAUGCAUGUCAAAGGAAAAACAAAUUAUCUAAUGGAAAUGAGAGUAUCUAUUAUAUAUGUAAUCGAAGUAAUUAUAAAGGAUAUAACAGUACUGCUCACAAACGAAAAACAAAAGUUACAGGCAGUAUUCAUAUAUAUGGGGAAUGUCCUUCUCGGUUUAUUGUUAAAGUUGAUGCAAAUGGGUCGGUUAAGGUGACAUUUAUUGAAACCCAUGUGGGACAUAAUGAUGAAUUGAUACGUAAGAGGCUUACCAAGAUUGAAGAAGAAACCCUAGUGGCAAAAUUAAAAAGUGGAAUUACAAUUAAAAAAAUAAUUAGGGAUGCCAGAAAAAUUGGAAACCAAAAAUUGACAAGGGUCAACUUAAUCACAAAAGUGGAUUUAGUAAAUUUAAUUAGAAAACAUAAUAUAGAAAAAAAACUGCAUGAUGAGGAUGAAUAUACUAUACAGGAUUGUGACAAUAACUCAUCGUCUAUCACAGAAGAACAGGAACGAGAAAUUCAAAUUGAAGAAUUGAUUAGAAAACUUAGAAGUUUGCAAGGCAAGGACUUUGAUCGUUUUAUGGAGUAUAUUGAAAAUUUUAAAAGGGGUUCUCCAACAAUACCAAACAUAGUAAAAAAUGAAAAAGUAAACAUAUCUGAAUAAAAAGCGACAAAAUAAUACUCAGCAAGUGUUAAUUAAUUUUUAAACACGCCAGUUAAGAAUAUUUAUUUCUUUUCUGUCAGUCCUAAGCCUGAAAAGUGUGAAGGAAAAUUAAUUAUUUUCAAAUAAUAUGGGAUUUUAUUGUAACAGAUAUGUAUUUUUAAUAGGAAAGAAAUAAAAUUUCAGCU